AUAAAUACCCAUGCAUGCAAAGGCAAUGGGCAAGCAAGAGUAGGAGAAAGCAAGAGAGAAAUUGAGGGAGAGCUCUUGUGAGAGAAAAGAAAGAGAGAAAUUGUGAGAAAUCCUUGUGUAGAUUAAGAGGGAGUAUUUGGGAGAAUUUGGGAGCUUCUAUACAUUGAAACUAGGGUGUUGAGUGCUUCUUGAGUGAGAGAGUUUCUAAAUUAUUGUACUCUUUUUCUUAAUAGUGGAUUUAUUUCUCUCUUUCCCGUGGAUGUAGACUUGUUGAGAGGUGUAUAAGUCGAAUCACGUUAAAUUAUUGUCUCAAUUUCUUUAUCGCUUCCAUUUGUGUGGGAUUGUGGAAGUCCACUACCUUCACCUGUAUCCAUUGCAUACAAAGGCCCCAAUGAUUCUUCAAUCAUCUUGGCCGACUCAGUUGUCAUAUGGUGAGGAGGCAUCCCGUAGAUUUGAAUCCAAAAUGGAACAACAUAUAGGGACUCUUUUCAUAGCAUCUCAUCCCCAACCACCUCCUUUAAGACCAGCAUUUGGUUCUCAAAGUGCUAAAGACCCUCUUGCAAAACUUGAACUAGAUCAUUCCUAUGAAAGAAUUGGAACAAGAAGAGCUUAUUGCCUAACACUUUCAUAUGCAUCCCUCACACUAGUCACCAAGCCUAGCCAGCAACCUCUCUAUAGCAAAAACAUUAAAGUGUUUCCUAGUCAAUACCGUUCCAACCACAUCCCAAAAACCAUACCUACCACCACUACCUUGAUUCCCCUGCAAAAGAUGCUAGCACUACUGUCACAUCCUUUGCUUCCAAAAGGCAAAACCGAUUCCCCAUAGCGGCUACCAAGUUGUCCAUCACAUUCCUCCAAUUUCUAGCCUAUCUUGCGUCUCGUGGAGCCAUCCUUGCCUCAAAUCCUAACCACUGCCCACAAGAAAGGAAGAAAGAAAGAAAAUGAAAAAAAGAAAAGAUUGUGCCUCUCAAUGAGAAGAGAGAUGAAAAACCCUAAGCCUAGGGAUACUUUUAGGAAUUUUUUUAACCAUGUAUAAAUCAUUGUUCCACACACAUGGGCUAAGUGGAGAAAGGAUUGUGCCUCUCAAUGAGAAGAGAGAUGAAAAACCCCAACCCUAGGGAUACUUUUAGGAAUUUUAUUAACCAUGUAUAAAUUAAUGUUCUGCAC
Molecule: messenger RNA, 1167 nt
Organism: Rubroshorea leprosula
Lineage: Eukaryota; Viridiplantae; Streptophyta; Magnoliopsida; Malvales; Dipterocarpaceae
Source: the annotation of a GenBank genome assembly